AUGGCGAAGAACUUAACCGAGGCGUCCUCCUCUUCCCCCCGCCCCCCGCGCCGCGAAGCUUGCGCCUCACAGAGGGUUCAUGCUGCCAAAGGCAGCCUGGUAGCCAACGCCGCCGCCAAGAGACACCAGGGCAACCGAGCAACCAACCUUCCCGGACACUUCUUCCGGCUUCCGUACCGGCCUUCCGAGCAGCGCGACUACAAAAAGAAGAGGGAAGGAACGAAGAAUCUCGGGGAAGUGGGGAGCGCUGACUGGGUAGAAGUCCGAAAGGAAGGAGGGAGGACGCCAAACUCGAGUCCUCUUGAGAGGCCUGUGAGUCUUCAUCCCUCUGAGCUGCAACAAGUCCAUUCCUGUGUUCCCAAGGAAAUCAGCAUGGAUCCAACUGACAGCAGACACACAGGCAACCUCCCAGAGAGCAGCACUCAGUCCCAAAGCAGGGCAAGGGGCCUGGAGCGUGCCCACAUCCCAGGAGCUGAGGCAGGCGAGGUGGAGGCCACCGCCACCCACUCAGGGCAUCCAUCUGUUGGCGAUACGCUGGGCUCUCCCGAGUGGCCUCAGAGAGCCUCCUCUCCUGACUAUGCCAGCGGCCCUGCCAGUAGGGCAUCAUCUUUUGAGUCUUUUGGCCGCCAAGCUACAGAACUGGAUGACCCACACUCUCCCUCACAAGGUGUCCUCAACAGAAAGAUGAUUGAUGUGGUUCGCUUCCUUCUCAUCAAGUACACUAGGAAGCAGCUGACAUCUAAGGCUCAGAUUCUGUACAUAGUCCUCCGCGGUUACGAGGAAUACUACCCUGUCAUCUUUUCUAAGGCCUCUGAUUGUUUGAGGCUGCUCUUUGGCCUAGAGAUAGUGGAAAGAAACACCCUUGACCACAUCUACUCUGUUGCCCUUGCCCUUGGGAUCACCUACCAUGGGACUCAGCAAGGUUUUCCAGGCGUACCCAAGACAGGCCUGCUACUAAUCGUGCUGUGCAUCAUCUUCAUAGAGGACAACUGCGCUAGUGAGCAGGCCUUGUGGCGCGUACUGAACAAGAUGGGGGUGUAUGCGGACAGUGAGCACUUCAUGUACGGGGAGCCCAGACGUCUCAUCACGGAGCAUUUUGUGCAGGAAGGGUACCUGGAAUACAGGCAGGUGCCUGACAGCGAUCCUCCUUCCUAUGAGUUCCUGUGGGGCCCAAGGGCCCACGCGGAAACCACCAAGAUGAAAUUACUCAAGUUUUUUGCCAGCAUCUUUAAGCAGGAUCCCAGAGCCUACCCCUUUAGAUAUGCAGAGGCUCUGAGAAAGGAGAUAGACAGGGUCUAGGUCAGGAGGGCCGGG
Molecule: messenger RNA, 1314 nt
Organism: Acomys russatus (golden spiny mouse)
Lineage: Eukaryota; Metazoa; Chordata; Mammalia; Rodentia; Muridae
Product: melanoma-associated antigen 10-like
Exons: 3
Coding region: 1-1299 (432 amino acids)
Biological process (GO): negative regulation of transcription by RNA polymerase II
Cellular component (GO): nucleus
Source: RefSeq, a predicted model, not a curated record